AGAUAUUUAUUUAGUAAUCUCUAUAUUUUACAUGUCAAAACAUUACAGGGAAUCAAAAGGAAACAUAACCACAUGUUUAGUGGAUAGAUUGGCUGGUCCAUUGCAUUAUGUUUGCAGCUCCUUUAUGAAAAAAAAAGAAAAGCAAAAACACAUGUAGGGUCUAUACCCAUCAAAGUAAAUGGUAAAUGGCCUGUAUUUGUAUAGCGCUUUUCUAUAAAACUUUAAUGAUUUAGCUUUCCUAUUAGUUAUAAUCCCAUCAGUGAUAAUAAUGCACAUCAAUAUAGGCAUGGACAAAAAACUGAAACUAGACCCUGAAAAGUUUAUAUAUUUACUUAUAAUGUAGCACUUUUCACAAACAGACAGUCACAGUGUUUUGUACAAAAUAAAAAGUAGGAAUAACCAGAAAUAAAAAUAUAAUAGCAACUUAAAAUGAAGUUUAAAGCAAAAAACCCCAACAUGUUAGAAAAGAGAACACCAAAAAAAAUGCGAGAAUAACAUAAUCUUAGUAGAAAUCUGCUUUUUACAGAGGUGGUGUGUGUCAAAGGCGGAAAAUUCAGCCUACUCCUAAAAGGAAAAAGAAGUUGAGAUAGAGGAUCAUGUGGGGAUGCACACAGCUCAUUUCUUUGCCCAGAGGAACUGUUGCAAAUAUUUGAAAUAGCCCAGUACAAAACUUUUGCUUUUCACAUGCUUUUCAGUACUGAAAACAGUCUGUAGAAUACAUUAAGGAGAAAAACUAAAAAUCAGUUACGGGAGGGCAUGGUUGCAGUAAAACUGAUUAAAUUUAUGGUAACAUUUUCAAGAGACUACCUUUAUAUUUACAGUUGGUCCUAUUAAAAGGCAGUUUUAUUUAGCCAUUAAUGCUAUCUAGUCAGGAUACAUCUGGACUAGACAUUUGUUCCUAAAUUGCCACAAAGUUGGAGCUGAGAAAGGCACGUCCAGCUACUAUUGAAACAUUUAGCUGGCGGUUUUUCCACUACACAGACUUUAAGGUAACUACAGUCUCUCCGGUUAGUCUCCGCCCCUCCUCAGAUUGAGUGUAGUUGGCUAAAAACUUGCAUGAUAUCUCUCGACUGUGUGCAUUUUUUUGCCGAUUAUCUUCCACAAUAGAACAUCAACAUCUCUGAAGGUCUAAAUUUUAAGAGCAGAAUGUCUAAAAGUGAGCCAGAAGAGAUGAUAGAGAUCGAGAUAGAUGAACGGGAGAAACAGGCAUGCCUGGAAGAAGGUGUUGAGGAGCAGACCAUCACUGCGUCAGACUUGAUUCAGCAAGAUAUCGACAUAAACGAACCAAUUGGUAAUCUGAAGAAGCUUUUGGAGCCUCGUAUCCAAAUCUCAUUGGAUGCUUAUGAAAUUUGUUUGCAGGACAUUCAGCUCCACCCUGAUCACAGUCUCUUCGAUCAGGGAGUAAAGACCGAUGGCACAGUGCAGCUCAGCCUGCAGAUAAUAACCAAACCAGGAGAGGAGAGGUUGAACAUCUUGGAGAUUGUAAAGCCAGUAGAAACAGUUGAAGUAGUGAUUGAUCCAGAUGCAGCAGGGGAAGAGGGUGCUCUGGUGGAGGAGGGACAGCUUAUUGCUGUAGAGCGGUCUUCCCUGUCUGAUGAGACCUCAGAGCAGGUUACACGUUGGGCCGCAGCUCUCGAAGGCUACCGGAAAGAGCAAGUCCGCCUGGGCAUACCGUACGACCCUAUGCUCUGGUCUGCUGAUCAGGUGAUCCACUGGGCUGUGUGGGUAAUGAAAGAGUUUAACAUUGAUGAGAUGGAAAUAGGAAGCAUUCACAUCCAGGGGCGAGACCUCUGCACUUUCACUCAGGAGGAGUUCCUUCAGAAAGUGCCCAAUGGAGAGAUACUCUGGAGUCACCUGGAACUCCUUCGCAAAUACGUGUUGGCCAGCCAGGACCAGUCUGGAGGAGACGCCACCGUCACGAUUGAUCAGCCUGUGCAGAUAAUCCCAGCUCAAGUGAGCACACCCACUGCUAUAAAGGUGUUGAAACAGAACCGUGGUCCCAGAGCACCUCGCAUUUCAGGAGGGGAGGAGCGCAGCUCACCUGGGAACCGUACAGGUAACAAUGGUCAGAUCCAGCUGUGGCAGUUUCUGCUCGAGCUGCUGACCGACAAGGACGCAAGAGACUGCAUCUCCUGGGUAGGCGAGGAGGGAGAGUUCAAACUCAACCAGCCUGAGCUCGUGGCACAGAAAUGGGGGCAACGCAAGAACAAGCCUACCAUGAACUAUGAGAAGCUCAGUCGAGCCCUCAGAUACUACUACGACGGGGACAUGAUCUGCAAGGUGCAGGGAAAGCGCUUUGUCUACAAGUUUGUGUGUGACCUGAGGACUCUGAUUGGCUACAGCGCUGCUGAGCUCAACAGCCUGGUGACCGAGUGCGAGCAGAAGAAACUGGCUCGCAUGCAGAUGCACGGCAUCGGGCAGCCGAUCACUACAGUGACCCUGGCCACCACGACGCUAGACAAGGACAGCUGAAGGUCGUCACAUUAUAGCGCUUGUCAGGUGUUGCGGACAAAACGUGCGCUCCACUGCUGAUAAAAAACGUCUCUCAGACACAGAAAUGCAAAGCUGGUCUCUGAUCAGCGUGGAUUACCACCUUUAUUAUUGUCUUUACAGUUUGAUUCAAGUUAGACUGAGACAGGUGAAGUUUUUUUUUAGCUUUUCUGUUACUCUAACCAAGAGAAGAGUGUUCAGGAUGAAGGGAGAAUGUCUUUCUGAUUACUGAUUGUUGCGUGCAUGUCAUUGAAUGCUUGAGUGUGACUGAAAAAUCCAGUUAAGAGCUUUGUGUUGUGUGUUCCUUGUCUGUAGUUAGGACCAUUUCCACUGUAUAUACCGGUAUUUCAUGUUUUUGAUAGCCACAAGGGCAAGUGUAUUUUCAUAUUUUCCAUUUAUAGAGGACCCGUUUUGUAUUUUAUUUAGUGUUUGUUCCCUGAAUUAUUGGACCCUUUUUGUCCACUGGGGGAAUAAAGUGGCAAGCAUUUUCUUAA
This is a messenger RNA of Maylandia zebra (zebra mbuna), 2984 nucleotides long. It is a transcript of the gene gabpa, whose product is annotated as GA binding protein transcription factor subunit alpha. Gene Ontology annotation, biological process: regulation of transcription by RNA polymerase II; cell differentiation. Gene Ontology annotation, molecular function: sequence-specific DNA binding; DNA-binding transcription factor activity, RNA polymerase II-specific. NCBI's taxonomy places the organism in Eukaryota, Metazoa, Chordata, Actinopteri, Cichliformes, Cichlidae. The record is from RefSeq and is a predicted model, not a curated record. Gene Ontology annotation, cellular component: nucleus.